Molecule: messenger RNA, 2920 nt
Organism: Sebastes umbrosus (honeycomb rockfish)
Lineage: Eukaryota; Metazoa; Chordata; Actinopteri; Perciformes; Sebastidae
Gene: gpr39
Product: G protein-coupled receptor 39
Exons: 2
Coding region: 402-1682 (426 amino acids)
Biological process (GO): G protein-coupled receptor signaling pathway
Cellular component (GO): membrane
Molecular function (GO): G protein-coupled receptor activity
Source: RefSeq, a predicted model, not a curated record
CCCGACUCUGGACUAGAACUAGUGACGACUCUCGGGGAUCCCAGAUGAUCAUCAGGAAUGGGAGGAGAUGAACUAGGCAUGUGGCCACACACUGGACUUUUGGUGAUAAGACGUUGAAUAUUUAGUAGAAAGUACUGAAGAGUCCUCAUAUGUUCUACUGUAGUGAGUGGGAUGAAGUGAUACACCUACUGAGAUUUGGAGUUUACCACCCGCUGGGAUACUCUCCUUGAAGAAUCCGGAAUAAUUCCAGACAAAGAAAAGUCUUCAUUGUAAGUUGUUACCUUGGAAAACGGCUCAUUUCUGGAUCUCGGCUCUAAUCACACAGACGGCGCCCAGCAGAACUGAUAAGCUAAAGGACAAAAUCAAUACCUGGGGAAAUCUGAGCUCACCACUCCGUAACCAUGGAUGAGGAAAUAGAGAUAGCAGACGAGAAAGACUGGAGGGAGCUUGAACCCAACUACCCCGUCAAAAUCUUCCUGACAGUCAUUUACAGCCUCAUCCUGGUGACGGGUAUCGUGGGUAAUUCGGUCACCAUCAGAGUGACGCAAGUGCUGAAGCGCAACGGCUACCUGCAGAAGAACGUCACCAACCACAUGGUUAGCCUGGCGUGCUCGGACUUGUUGGUGCUGCUCAUCGGCAUGCCGGUGGAGCUCUACAGCGCCACCUGGUUCCCGUUCGCGUCCGCAGGAGGGAACACUUCCUGUAAGAUCUACAACUUCCUGUUCGAGGCCUGCAGCUAUGCCACCAUCCUCAACGUGGCCACGCUUAGCUUUGAGCGCUACGUGGCUAUCUGUCACCCGUUUCGCUACAAAGCCUUGGGUGGAAAACGUACCUCCGCCCUCAUCACCUUCGCCUGGCUGGUGUCCGUGCUUGUGGCCCUGCCAUUGCUGGUUGCCACGGGAACGCAGGGACACAUUCCCUCCCGGGCAGACACACCCGUCCAGAAUCUGACUUUCUGUACAAAUCUGAGGGAGCGCUGGGUGAUGUACAGGGCCAGCAUCUUUGUGGCUUUCGUCAUUUACAUAGUCGUGUUGAUCUGUGUGGCCAUCAUGUGCCGGGCCAUGGUCCUCGUCCUGCGGAAACCUUUAGCAUCCGUGGAUGCCGGCAUCAAGGGAGCUCAAAGAGCACCCAAGCAUGAAAGUUCAAAGGUCAAGACAGCCAGGAAGCAGACCAUCAUUUUUCUUGGUCUCAUCGUGGGAUCCUUGAUGGUGUGCUGGCUUCCCAACCAGAUUCGUCGUCUUAUGGUGGCUGCCGUGCCCAAGUCCCGCUGGACUACUUCCUACUUCCGGAGCUACGUCACUCUCCACCCUGUGGCCGACACCUUCUUUUACCUCAGCUCCGUCCUCAACCCGUUCCUCUACAACCUGUCCUCCAGACAGUUCAGAGAGGUUUUUCUCCAGGUGCUGCGGUGCCGCCUCACCAUCGAACACAUCAACAAGCGCAACGUGCGGAGAGCCAACACUGCCUCUGCGCGCUCCUUCCAGCCCCUGCUGAAGUCGUUGCGUCGCACCAGGGCGAACCGCCCCACCCUUGCGCAAGAGAAAACGCCUCCCACCUUUACAACCUUUCAAAGUCAAAGUGACUCAGGAGUGGCUUCAAAUACUCAGACGUCUCUCAGCCUGACUGAAGAGUCUCAUUCAAUUCUCAAAAUAAAAGAUGUACCAUCAGAGACUGAAAUAUAAUGUGCUGUACAAUUUAAUGCAACACAGUGAACAGUAAAAACAAACCUGCUUGUUCUGUGCCAUCGGAAACAAAUAUAGAGAUAUUCCUUAUACACAGUUUACACAGUACAAAGUGUCAAAUCAAUCAAGAAUUUCAUUAACAGAUCACGCUCAGCUGACAAUUUGGCACAAUUGCAAGUUCACGGGACUCCUCAAGUGUGAAAUUGUUAUCAAGUCAGAAAAUGAUUGUUCAUUUCUGCUGAAGCUGAAAUAUUCAGUUAAGCAUGAAGACCUCACAGUUAAAGUUAAAGGUACCCAGCAGAAUUUUUGACCACUAGUGGUGCUAUGGAGCACUGUUUUGGUGUGUGGCUCCUCGCAAUGUUUGCAUGUCCUGUACAGACGUCACACAAGGACAAAUAUGUAAACUCAUAAGCACGUGAGUGACACAUUAUACUUUCCUGUUGACUGCAGAGGGCUAAAUUGCAAAUGUGCAACAAGCCCCCAGGAACAGCAGCGAACUCUAAGAUUUUGGCUUACACCGUGUCCUAACUGGAUGUGACGCGAGCGAGCGUCAGCAACAAAAUCAGCUUGGUUACAUUGUUUUCUAUUGGAGUGCCCUAUACUGCUGCUGCGCGACGUUUUAAGCUGAGCUUUUUUCGGAUGCCCUGUUCCUAUUUUUGUCUGUCGCUCGCGUUUAGUUUAGAUAAAAUGAGCCGUCAGUGCCGCCGACAGCGGGAGAAAACCAGGUCGAUUGUCCUGUAUGUAAAUGAGGAUAUUAACUUGAUUAUUGCCACUUUGUGCACAAGCAUGGACGCUCGCAGUUAUAUGCGUAACGUCCACCAGAGAAAAACUAUUUCAGUUACCAGGUGUCAAGACAUAUAACAGCCACCUCACUAAUGGUUAAAACAAAACACUGAAGAACUCUGAGAAAACACACCCUAACACAGGGAGAACAUACAAACCAGAUUUGAACCUGCGACCUUCUUACUGUGAGGCAACAGUACUAACCACUGCACCACUGUGCUGCCUGCCUAGAUCCAUUAAAUUUCAAAAUUCAAGAAAAGCAGUAAACAAGUAAAUCAUUUUUGGGAGCCAGCAGGAAAGGCACUAGCCCGAGUAAGCCAUAACACUUUUUUCGUGUAUGCACCCAGUGAGCAACUUUCAUUGGAAUGAACUAUGGAAUGCUUUGCCUUGAACAACCAAUCAGAUGUUCCGAUGACGUAAAUGCCCGAAUGUACAUGAGGUUGAUAUAUUGACUU